Messenger RNA from Mauremys reevesii (Reeves's turtle), 995 nucleotides. It is a transcript of the gene UBE2T, whose product is annotated as ubiquitin conjugating enzyme E2 T. The transcript has 7 exons. NCBI's taxonomy places the organism in Eukaryota, Metazoa, Chordata, Testudines, Geoemydidae. The record is from RefSeq and is a predicted model, not a curated record. The coding region runs from base 162 to 758 and encodes 198 amino acids.
AGAGCGACUCAGAGUGGGCCCUGCUGGUUGCUAGGUGCCCCGGGAAGUCUCGCCCCUGGGUGUGGGGAGGCGGGGCCGCCAGUCCCGUCCCGCGUUGCCCCUCGCACCCAGCGUGUUCGGUUGGCUGCGGCGGCGUCCCGAGGCCGAGGCUGUGCGGCACAAUGCAAAGAACUUCACGACUGAAGAGAGAGCUGCAUCUGUUGACCACAGAGCCUCCACCAGGCAUUAUGUUCUGGCAAAACAAAAACCGGAUGGAUGAUCUACGAGCCCAAAUUUUGGGUGGUGCAAACACGCCAUAUGAUAAAGGAGUUUUCAACUUGGAAGUAGUUGUUCCUGAAAGAUAUCCAUUUGAACCCCCGAAGAUUCGCUUUCUGACACCUAUCUACCAUCCCAACAUUGACUCUGCUGGAAGGAUUUGCCUGGAUGUUCUCAGAUUACCACCCAAAGGUGCAUGGAGGCCGUCCCUGAAUAUCUCCACAUUGCUGACCUCCAUACAGCUUCUGAUGAGCGAGCCUAACCCCGAUGACCCCCUCAUGGCAGACAUAUCCUCGGAGUAUAAAUACAACAAGGAAGUGUUCAUCAGAAAUGCCAAACAAUGGACUGAGAAGUAUGCAAGCCAGCAAAAGAGGGCUUCCAAACCUCCAGAUGAGGAAGUGACCCAAAGCGAGGCUAGCACUCCCAAAGAAUCUGCCAUCUCCCAGAAAAGAAAAGCAAAUGAUAUCAGCAGGAAGGAGAAAAAACCCUGCCUCGAUUCAUAGAGGUUUUCUGUGUAAAUACACAUUCAUAAAAAUGUUUAACACUGGCAGGUUUCACUUGUCUCUCUGUGCUUGAGCUGAUACUUGCGAUAGCAGGGGUUUGUUUUCAAAUUUAAGCUUUUUAUUCUCAGUAGCAUUACAUGUUUUGUAUUCUUGUUCGUCUUGCAUUGUUUGUCUCCAAGUAUUGUGAAGGAAGGCAGAAUUGGGAAUAAUAAAUCAGUCUUGUAUGUUUUAGAGUUC